Messenger RNA from Diuraphis noxia (Russian wheat aphid), 978 nucleotides. Its product is annotated as tubulin beta-1 chain-like. The record is from RefSeq and is a predicted model, not a curated record. Gene Ontology annotation, cellular component: microtubule. Gene Ontology annotation, biological process: microtubule-based process. Gene Ontology annotation, molecular function: GTPase activity; structural constituent of cytoskeleton; GTP binding. NCBI's taxonomy places the organism in Eukaryota, Metazoa, Arthropoda, Insecta, Hemiptera, Aphididae.
AUGAAAGAAAAAAAUAUUUUGUGUUUUAGGAAAGAAGUAGAAGGUUGCGAUUGUCUACAAGGUUUCCAAAUGACGCAUUCGCUGGGAGGUGGUACUGGUGCCGGCAUGGGCACGCUUAUGAUAGCGAAAAUCCGUGAAGAGUAUCCGGACCGCAUGAUUUCUACGUUCAGCAUUGUCCCAUCGCCAAAGGUGUCUGACACCGUCGUAGAACCGUACAACACGACGCUGUCCGUGCACCAGCUGAUGGAGAACACUGACCAGACGUAUUGCAUUGAUAACGAGGCUUUAUACGACAUUUGCUACCGGACUCUGAAGCUGAAUACACCGACGUACAGCGAUCUGAACCACCUAGUGUCAUCGGUCAUGUGUGGCGUGACCACGUGUUUCCGGUUCCCUGGGCAACUGAACACCGACCUCCGGAAGCUGUCGGUCAACAUGGUACCGUUCCCGCGACUGCACUUCUUCAUCACCGGGUUCGCACCGCUUACAUCGCGCGGCGGACUCCCGUACCGGUCACUGUCCGUCCCACAACUGGUCCAGCAGAUGUUCGACUCCAAGAACAUGAUGGCUGCAUGUGACCCUCGAAACGGCAGGUACCUGACUGCUGCCAGCAUAUUCCGCGGCCGCAUGUCCAUGAAGGAAGUGGAUGAACAAAUGCUCAACGUGCAGACAAAAAAUUCCAGCCACUUUGUCGAGUGGAUACCGAAUAAUACCAAGACGGCAGUGUGCGACAUACCACCUAAGGGUCUCAAGAUGUCGGCCACGUUUGUCGGCAACACCACCGCUAUCCAAGAGAUUUUCAAACGAGUGUCCUUGCAGUUUACCGCCAUGUUCAGGCGCAAGGCGUUCUUACACUGGUACACCGGCGAAGGUAUGGAUGAGAUGGAGUUCACUGAGGCCGAGUCCGACAUGCAUGAUCUGAUUUCUGAAUACCAGAUGUACCAAGAGACGACCGUCGACGGGUCGGAUGAAGAAUAA